GGUUGACGUGGUUGACACCACGGCCACGCCGACGGUCCCCCACACGCUGUCCUACAGCGCCUUGUCGUCGACAGCGACAUCGUGGAAGCUUGGACAAGACGUCCCUUCCGCGUCGCCCGGCGGCAACUCCGUGGACGUCGUCCAGGCGAGGUCGUCCAAGGCCGCCUCUAUCCUCAGCGACACGAACUACAGGAAGACGCUGCGGCACCCGACCGUGGCGAAGCUGCCCGACGGCACCGCGCGAC
Molecule: messenger RNA, 245 nt
Organism: Prorocentrum cordatum
Lineage: Eukaryota; Dinophyceae; Prorocentrales; Prorocentraceae
Source: the annotation of a GenBank genome assembly